Messenger RNA from Trichoplax adhaerens, 1032 nucleotides. RefSeq lists its product as uncharacterized. Gene Ontology annotation, molecular function: 3-beta-hydroxy-Delta5-steroid dehydrogenase (NAD+) activity. Gene Ontology annotation, biological process: steroid biosynthetic process. NCBI's taxonomy places the organism in Eukaryota, Metazoa, Placozoa, Uniplacotomia, Trichoplacea, Trichoplacidae. The coding region runs from base 1 to 1032 and encodes 343 amino acids. The transcript is spliced from 8 exons. The record is from RefSeq and is a predicted model, not a curated record.
AUGGCUUUACAAAAGUGUACCGUUAUCGGUGGUUGUGGAUUUCUUGGGCGUCACCUAGUUACAAUGUUACUUGAACGAGGAUACCAAGUCAAUGUCUUUGAUAUUCGCCAAAGUUGGGAUAAUCCAAAAGUCCGCUUCUUUACUGGAAAUUUGUGCAAAAUUGAGGAUCUAGUACCUGCCUUAGAAGGAGUGGAUGUGGCUUUCCAUUGCGCAUCACCUCCAUACACAAGCGGUGAUAAGAAGCUAUUUUACAAUGUGAAUUACUUGGGUACCAAGAAUGUCAUUGAAUGUUGCAAGAAGGCUCGCGUCCAGAGAUUGGUUCUAACCAGUAGUGCAAGUGUCGUCUAUGAAGGGCGAGACAUUUUAAAUGGUACGGAAGAACUCCCUUAUGCUUCGAAACCAAUCGAUUAUUACACUGAAACCAAAAUUCUACAAGAAAAGGAAGUUCGAAAAGCUUGUCAGGAAAAGCCGGAUAGCGACGGUAACAUACUACUUACCGUUGCUAUUCGUCCGCAUGGAAUAUUUGGGCCUGGUGAUCCGCAUAUGUUGCCAACGCUAGUGGAAAUGGCUAAGCAAGGAAAAUCCAAAUUUAUCAUCGGGAACGGUAAAAACCUGGUUGAUUUCACUCAUGUAUCAAAUGUUGUGCACGGUCAUAUCUUAGCAGCAGAGGCCUUAAAGGUUGGAUCGCGCGUUUGUGGAAAAGCAUAUCAUAUUACAAAUGAUGAACCUAUCUAUUUCUGGACCUUUAUGACCAAAAUGCUGACUGGCCUUGAUUACCCAGCUCCUCAUAUUAAAAUUCCCUAUCUAUUGUUAUACGUAAUUGCUAUGUUGCUUCAAUUUUUGUGUAUCAUUUUAAAGCCACUCAUUGUUAUCAAGCCAACAUUUACUCCAAUGCGUGUUGCUUUAGCUGGUACGCACCACUGUUACAGCUGUAAGAAAGCCAAGAAAGAGUUUAAUUUUAAGCCUGUUAUUCCAUUAGAAGAGGCAAUUGAUGCUACUAUCAAAGAUUACAAGUCAAAGCAUGCUCAGUAG